UGUGGCCCAAUAUUGGAUGGCGCUUGGACUUCUUAAAACCUCUGAUGAAACUGAAGAGUUAGAAGAUGUUGCUGAUCAAUAUAUCAAAGAUUUAUGGUCAAGGGGUUUCUUAGAGGAUUUCUGGGAUCGUAAUUUUUGUUGGCAAUUUACAGUGCAUGAUCUUAUGCAUGAUCUUGCACUAUCAAUGACAAAAGGUGAGUCUGCAUUCAUAAAUUUCGGAAGCCAAAAAGUUGAUGGGAAAUUUCGGCAUUUUUCACAUGGUGACACAGAGUUAUGUGGUGAAGAAUUUUUACAACUCGUAGUUAAUAACUCAAGGAGUGUUCGAAGCGUUGUCCUUCCAGUAGCAGAGAAAUACGGAGAUGCGCCUAUUCUUAGAUCAUUUAUUAGUGAAGAUAUAUCUAAAUUCAAGUACCUCCGACUAUUAUUCUUGUAUGGUAUACUUUUGGAAGAGUUGCCAAAUUCUAUCGGUACAUUGAGACAUUUGAGGUACCUUGAUCUAGCUCAGAAUUCUUCAUUGAAGAAGAUCUCUGAAUCUAUUUGCGAGCUUCAAAAAUUGCAAAUGUUAAGACUUCGUAGUUGUUAUCAGCUUAAGAAGUUGCCUAAUAACAUACGCAAGAUGAUUUCCCUUAGAUACUUGGAAAUAACCACACAAGAUGAUGUUCUUCCAGAAAAUGAAAUUGGAUGUUUGGGUUCCCUUCAAUAUUUGUACUUAUAUCACUGCUACAAUCUAGUAAGUUUGUGUGAAGGGAUGCAAGGUCUGAAAAGCCUCCGAACGUUGCAUCUAGAAGACACUUCUGUGAGCUCGUUACCAAAUACUAUCAAAUACCUGACAAAAUUAGAGAUGUUAGUGAUUUCGUAUAGCCACAAUCUUAAUUUGAAGAUGGAAUUGCAAGCAGAAGAUCUUGACCUGAGGCUGAGUCUUAAAAAAUUCAUAGUUUAUGGUUUAGAUUCACUAGUGGAUUUGCCCCAGCUUCUUUUUCAAGCAUCUGCUGGCACUCUGAAGUACAUAGAGAUUGGAACAUGUAAAAACUUAGAAGCACUACCAGAGUGGUUUGAAAAUCUCACAUCACUUGAAAAACUUCAGAUUAAAGACUGCCCCAGAUUGUCAUCUCUUCCAGAAGGGAUAGAACGCCUUACUUCCCUCAAGGAAUUGGUGAUUAGAGACUGUCCUGAUCUGAUUGAAAGCUGCAGAAAUGAUGAGUCGAAGAUUGCUCAUAUUCAACUGAACCUUUCAGAGCCAUUAACUGAAACAGCAGGACCUGAUGAAGUCAUUGGAGACCUUAAGAGGAAGCUUGAACUCUUUCAAACAAAAGUCAGUCAAGCCGUCAGCGUGUUAAAGCCUCAGUUAAGCAGUGAAAGCCAGAGCAGUGCAGUGGCAGCAGUCCAAGAGCUAGAAGCGCUGGCAAUGAUGGACAUUAGCACGCCGUUGAAAGAGGAUCCUCAAGUAGCACAAUCACAGCCUCCAGAACAACAACAACCACCGCAACCACCGCCGUUGUAAAAGGAAUAGGAUAAUGUUGCAAAUCUAAUUCUCAUUCUUUGUGAAUUCUAUGUUGUUUGUGCAACUGUGUAUUUGACAUUAGAUUUUCUAUGCAA
Molecule: messenger RNA, 1596 nt
Organism: Pistacia vera
Lineage: Eukaryota; Viridiplantae; Streptophyta; Magnoliopsida; Sapindales; Anacardiaceae
Product: putative disease resistance protein RGA3
Exons: 3
Coding region: 17-1501 (494 amino acids)
Source: RefSeq, a predicted model, not a curated record